Molecule: messenger RNA, 1869 nt
Organism: Prosopis cineraria
Lineage: Eukaryota; Viridiplantae; Streptophyta; Magnoliopsida; Fabales; Fabaceae
Exons: 9
Coding region: 41-1558 (505 amino acids)
Biological process (GO): proteolysis
Molecular function (GO): dipeptidyl-peptidase activity; serine-type exopeptidase activity
Source: RefSeq, a predicted model, not a curated record
AGAAACGAAAUAAGGAGGAGCCCUCUGCUCCUUAAUUGCAAUGGAACACCCCAAGUCAUUCCAAUGCCUUAUUCUCCUCAUCUCUUUCAUAUUUUCAGCCUAUUUGACUGCAACACAAUCUUCAGUCAUUCCAAGGUUGAGCCCUAUAGGGGACAUACCUUUACACGACACUGCAGCCCUGACAGCAGAUGAUCCAGAUACAGGGGACUUGAAAACUUUCUAUUACCCACAGACCCUGGAUCACUUCAACUACAGGCCAGAAAGCUACACAACAUUUCCACAAAGAUAUGCGAUCAAUUCUAAGUACUGGGGUGGAGCCAAUUCCAGUGCUCCCAUAUUUGCGUACUUUGGCGCAGAAGGGCCCAUAGAUGGUGCCCUUAAUGGCUCCAUUGGAUUUCUCAAUGAUAACGCCCCUUCCUUUAAGGCUCUCAUAGUUUAUAUAGAGCACCGGUACUAUGGGAAAUCGGUUCCAUUUGGAUCCUUGGAAGAAGCUAUGAAGAAUGCAGAAAAUAGAGGGUAUUUCAGCUCUGCUCAAGCUAUUGCAGAUUAUGCAGAAAUCAUCAGACAUAUAAAGUAUAAACAGCUGAAUGCCCUGAAGUCUCCAGUGAUUGUUAUUGGGGGAUCAUAUGGUGGAAUGCUUGCUGCAUGGUUUAGACUCAAAUAUCCCCAGAUGGCUCUCGGUGCACUUGCCUCAUCAGCUCCAGUUCUCUAUUUUGAAAAGAUUACACCAUCGGACUGUUACUAUUCUGUUGUCACGGGGGAUUUUCAAGAAGCAAGUGAGAGUUGUUAUGAAACCAUCCUCGAGUCCUGGUCUGAAAUUGACAGAGUAGCUUCUGAGCCAGAUGGCCUUUCCAUCCUUAGUGAGAGAUUCAACACUUGCCGUCCUCUGAGAUCACCUUCUGAGUUGAAAGACUACCUGGAGACGAUGUAUACUUCUGCAGCUCAAUAUAACCGACCACCGUCUUAUCCAGUUACUGUGAUUUGUGGCGGCAUUGAUGGAGCCUCUUUUGGAAGUGAUAUUCUCAGUAAGAUAUAUGCAGGUGUAGUGGCGUAUGAGGGUAACGGUACGUGCAAAGUCAAUGGCCCUAUCAAUUCGAAUGUGACUGCUGACGGUUGGAGCUGGCAGACAUGUAGUGAGAUGGUGAUCCCUUUAGGGCGUGGAAAUGAUACAAUGUUUCCACCUGCCCUUUUCCAUAUCAAGAGCUUUAUGAGGGAUUGCAAAGAGACAUAUGGUGUCCUUCCUCGGCCUCAUUGGGUCACUACUUACUAUGGAGGCCACCAUAUCAAAUUGGUCCUUCAAAGGUUUGGGAGCAACAUCAUUUUCUCAAAUGGGCUCAGAGAUCCAUUUAGUUGCGGGGGGGUUCUGGACAACAUAUCGGACAGUAUCGUUGCCAUCACUACAGUCAACGGAUCUCACUGCUUGGAUAUUCUGCCUGCUGCUGCAAAGCCAGGCGAUGAUCCAGAGUGGCUUGUCAAACAAAGAGAGGAAGAGCUCCAGAUAAUUCAAGGGUGGCUCGAACAGUACUAUGCCGAUCUUCGCCCGCUCAAAGUCUACUAAAUGUGCCGCAGAAAAUUAUUGGAGCCAAAAUUGAUGCAUUAAAAUUGCAUUAUUUUAAUAAAAAAUGCCCCUAAUAUCUGUAACAUCAACAAUAAUUGUCCUCUCAAUUCAAUAACAACGCGAACCCCCUUGUGAAAAGGAGAUUGUGGGUUCUAUAUGAAUUUGGUGAGUGUUUCAGUGGUCCCUGUGUGUUGUCUUUUUCGGUAAAAAAUGGGCUGCUCUUUCUUAUAAGCGAAUGAAUAAAUAUGUAACUUUGUAUGAGUGUUUGUAUUUUAUCCUUUUUAAAUAAAACAAUUAUUGUUGAUGAUUUA